AUGGACGAAUCAACGGUUUCUUCGAAGCGGAAAUUUCGUGUGCUUUCCUCCAAUGCCAAUCGUCCUGUACGUCCAGAACAUUCCCAGUUUCCCCACAUAACUGGAGUCGUAACGAUUUUCGGGGAUGGAAGUACAAUGCCACCAAUGUUCAUCUUGCCCAAAAAGAAGAAAAUCGAUCCCCAACUCGAGGCAUAUGAUGCUUUCUACACGAUGUCUUCAUCCGGUUGGAUGAAUCGUUUUCUAUUUACAGUGUACUGUAUUUACUUCAUUGCUGAAGUGCAGAAGCGUAGGGCUGAUAUGUUACCGCAAGAUGCAGCUCAGCCAUUCCUUCUCUUGGUUGACGGACAUCCGUCACGUCUGUCAUUUUAUGCAAACGAUUUUCUUCGUCAGUUUAAUAUUGAUUUACUUGUAUUUCCUGUACAUACAAGUCAUAUUCUCCAACCUUUACUUCACUUCUGA
Trichomonas vaginalis G3 is the source of this 459-nucleotide messenger RNA. Its product is annotated as DDE endonuclease family. The coding region runs from base 1 to 459 and encodes 152 amino acids. The record is from RefSeq and is a predicted model, not a curated record. Gene Ontology annotation, molecular function: nucleic acid binding. Lineage: Eukaryota; Parabasalia; Trichomonadida; Trichomonadidae. The transcript has a single exon.